CCAAGAUACUGACUACUAAAAAAAUAGGCUGGACAAAGGCAGCCAGACAUUUUUAUGUUCUUGAACCACCAGACAGACAGGCUAGCUCUUCUUCACAAUGGUGUCUUCUGGACUUUUGAGGAUCCUGGUGAUAUCCAUCCUUCUAGAGAAUGUCCAAGGGUUUAGUCUGGCUGAAUUGCUCUCUCCAAGGAGAUGCCCCAGAAUCCGAGAGGGAUGCCAAUUCAAAGAAAGGGAUGAGUGCUCGAAGAACAAAACCUGUCCGGACAAGAAGAAGUGCUGUGUCUUCAGCUGUGGGAAAAAAUGUUUAGACCUCCAACAAGAUAUAUGCAGUCUGCCGCAAGAUCCUGGUAUCUGCCUGGCCUAUUUUCGUCGCUGGUGGUAUAAUAAGGAAAAUGAUACCUGUUCCAUCUUCAUCUAUGGUGGCUGCCAAGGAAACAGAAACAACUUCCAAACCAAAGACUUGUGUCAGAAUUUUUGCUCCAAAAAACGUGAGUUCCAGGGGCCUUGAUAUCCCAACCUCACCAGGGCCACGUGGGAGGUCUGGGUGUUGGCUAGUCCAUUCUAGGAGGGCUGCAACCUUGGCAGACUAGCUGCUGACACAAUAAGCUCCAAUCAGGAGGUAAGAAUCAAUCUCACAGAGGGCUGGACAGGGGCUUCCUGAGAACCGAGACUGGGGAAAAACGUGGUC
This is a messenger RNA of Pipistrellus kuhlii (Kuhl's pipistrelle), 688 nucleotides long. RefSeq names its product eppin-like. Gene Ontology annotation, cellular component: extracellular region. Gene Ontology annotation, molecular function: serine-type endopeptidase inhibitor activity. The transcript is spliced from 3 exons. The coding region runs from base 98 to 508 and encodes 136 amino acids. The record is from RefSeq and is a predicted model, not a curated record. Lineage: Eukaryota; Metazoa; Chordata; Mammalia; Chiroptera; Vespertilionidae. Gene Ontology annotation, biological process: negative regulation of peptidase activity.